AUGAGAUGACAUCCUACUCUUUUAAGAUGUUAAGAGUGCUGGACUUAACUGUAGUUGACUACAAUGGAAGUAUACCUUCACAUAUUAUAGAAGUAGUUCUUCUCAGAUAUCUAGCUUUAUCCUCAAACUGGCUGCUCACCUCCAUACCAGUGAGCAGGAAUUGGAAUCUGCAAACACUUAUUAUUCGUGAAGAUAUCAAUGGCGUCUGUCAGCUACCUCGUGGAAUGUGGGAGUUGCCUCAAUUAAGGCACCUUGAGUUAUACCAUCAGCUAAUUCCAAUGUACACUCCAGAAGUGGCUCAAGUAAAUCUGCAAACAAUGUACUGGUUGCAAUGCGUUCAGUGCACUAAGCAGGUGCUUUUGAGGAUUCCAAAUGUUAAGGAGUUGGGAGUAAUCGCCCAAGGAUGCGAUUGCCACCGUUGUUUAAAUGAUCUAAACUGCUUAAAUAAGCUGGAGAAGCUAAAAGUUCAGGGCAGCUAUUGUCCCAUAAAACUACUGCAGCCUUAUACUUUUCCACAAAACCUCAAGGAGAUUACCUUUGCAAAAACUCUCUUGCCCUGGGAAGCUAUGAACGUUAUGAGUAUGCUGCCCAAGCUUGAGGUGCUAAAACUUAAGAAUCAUGCCUGUUUGGGACAAGACUGGAAACUAAGUGUAGAGAGGGGGUUCCCUGAAUUGAAGCUUUUGCUAAUUUCUGUAAUGGAUUUGAAGCAUUGGGAGCUGGGCGAUUAUGUUGAUGUUCAUCCUUUCCCAAAGCUUGAGCGCUUGGUAUUGAGAAAUUGCUUUGAGUUGAAAGAGAUGCCACGUUGGAUUGAAAACCUUAGUAAUCUGAAGUCAGUUCAGUUGGAGCAUUGCCAUGCUUCCCUUGUGACUUCUGCCAGGGUGAUUGAAGAAGAGCAGCGUGAGUGCUACAGAGAAGAAUAUGGAUUUCAGAUUCUUGAAUUCCACACUAUUCAAUCAGACGAAGAUCAACAUUCCACACUCACUCAGGUCUCUCUCCCUCUCUGUCACUCAUUUGCAGAAGACAAUGAUGAAGAUAUUACGAAUGUUUUCCUGGAAGCAAGAAGACUCGACAUCCUAAACGACCACAAUCCUGAGUGUUGGAGUUGGAGUCGUGUCUCCGGAUAUGAUGAGGUUGCAGUACUUCUGGACGUUUUCUGGCUCGAGAUCAAAGGAACGUUGGACACCAAGUUCCUGCACAAAAUGACUUCUUACUCUGCAUACCUUAUUUUCAAACUUAAACCCGAUGCCAAAAGGCUCGCUACAGCAUUCACAUCCGUGAGAUACAUCAGAGAUAAAAGAAGUUAUAGUGAGAAUCGACGUUCUCAAGUAUUUUUAACAAAAAAGAGGUUUUCUUCUAAUGACCCUGGUCAGUUUCGAAAAUGUCGCCAUGAUUGGUGGUUGGAGAUUAAACUCGGAGAUUUUUUCAUUAGUUCCACAAAUGAAGGUGAGGUCGAAAUACGACUUUGGAAUACAACCCCCUAUACCAAGUCUGGUCUCAUUGUUAAGGGCAUUGAAGUUCGACCUAGCUAUUUGAUAAAGAAGAAAAUUAAUGGGAUAACACCCACUUAAAUUGUAUUGGGAUUUUUUUCAAAUAGGUUUAGUUUAGUUUAAUAAUUACUCCGUAGUAGUUAGCAGAUUAAUUGGUAA
This is a messenger RNA of Ipomoea nil (Japanese morning glory), 1646 nucleotides long. RefSeq names its product putative late blight resistance protein homolog R1A-3. The transcript is spliced from 4 exons. Lineage: Eukaryota; Viridiplantae; Streptophyta; Magnoliopsida; Solanales; Convolvulaceae. The record is from RefSeq and is a predicted model, not a curated record. Gene Ontology annotation, molecular function: alpha-tubulin binding. Gene Ontology annotation, biological process: protein folding. Bases 6 to 1568 code for a protein of 520 amino acids.